Messenger RNA from Miniopterus natalensis, 1397 nucleotides. The record is from RefSeq and is a predicted model, not a curated record. NCBI's taxonomy places the organism in Eukaryota, Metazoa, Chordata, Mammalia, Chiroptera, Miniopteridae.
AUGACACCGGGCAUCCAGGCCCUUUUCUUCCUCCUGCUGCUACUAGUCCCAGUGCUUACAGCCACCAGCCCUGUCUCAAGCUCGGCCACUGCUCCAGUUCAUGGUGCCACCACUUCCCCGACCACCAGCCGUGCCUCAAGCUCGACCACUGUUCCAGUCCACAGUGCCACCACUUCCCCGACCACCAGCCGUGCCUCAAGCUCGACCACUGUUCCAAUCCACAGUGCCACCACUUCCCCGACCACCAGCCAUGCCUCAAGCUCAGCUGUCACUCCAGCACACAAGGGCACCUCUGCCAAGGCUACCACCACCCCUGUUGGCAAGGGGACUCCAUCCUCAGUUCCCAGUCACCACUCUGAUACUCCCACCACUCCUGCCAGCCACAGAACCAGGACUACAGCCAGUAGCACUAAUGGUAGCACAGUACCCUUCACCUCUUCCAGUUAUAGGAUUUCCUUGUUCCUCCUGUCCUUUCAUAUUUUGAACCUCCAAUUUAACUCUUCCCUGGAAGAUCCAAGCACUAACUACUACCAGGAACUGCAGAGAAACAUUACUGAAUUGUUUUUGCAGAUUUAUAAACAGGAGAAUUAUCUGGGCUUCUCUAAUGUAAAGUUCAGGCCAGGAUCUGUGGUGGUGGAAUCAACUCUGGCCUUCCGAGAGGGCACCACCAAUGCCAACAACGUAGAGGCACAGUUUGCUCAACAUAAAUCAGAAGCAGCCAAUUACAACCUGGUCAUCUCAAGAAUCCAUGUGGAUGGUGUGUCAUUUCCUUCCUCUGCUCAGUCUGGGUCUGGGGUACCUGGCUGGGGCAUUGCCCUGCUCGUGCUGGUCUGUGUUCUGGUUGCGCUCACCAUCAUCUAUCUCAUUGGCCUGGCUGUGUGUCAAUGCCGCCGAAAGAACUGUGGGCAGCUGGACAUCUUCCCAACCCGAGACACCUACCAUCCUAUGAGCGAGUACCCCACCUACCACACCCAUGGGCGCUAUGUGCCCCCUGGCGGUACCAAGCGUAGCCCUUAUGAGGAGGUUUCUGCAGGAAAUGGUGGCAACAGCCUCUCUUACACGAACCCAGCAGCCACUUCUGCCAACUUGUAGGGGCACGUUGCCUGCUGAGUAUCCAGCCAGUGCCAGCCAGUUGCCUCCUCAUGGUCUUCACUACCAUUGUUCCCCUCCUCUUUCUGGACUGGUGAGCUGGGAGUUCAGAUGGGCUGCUCACAGCCUCCCUCACAAGCCCCACCAAGUCCCCUAACCCAUCUUAGCCCUGAUGAGACCCAUCAGAGCUCCCGGGGGGAUAUGCCUGGGGCAGUGUCUCCCAGGACUGGCCCCGAAAGCCCCCAGAUGGGAGUGGGAACCUGUACGUGGAUGAAUAAAAUGUGGGCCUCCUCUGCUCUGACUGCCAA